This is a messenger RNA of Aureococcus anophagefferens, 486 nucleotides long. RefSeq lists its product as hypothetical. Gene Ontology annotation, biological process: actin filament polymerization; exocytosis. Lineage: Eukaryota; Pelagophyceae; Pelagomonadales; Pelagomonadaceae. The transcript has 2 exons. The record is from RefSeq and is a predicted model, not a curated record. Gene Ontology annotation, cellular component: WASH complex. Bases 1 to 486 code for a protein of 161 amino acids.
AUGGCCGACGCCGACGACAUGUGCGACAAGUCGCAGCUGCCGCCCGUGCCCCAGGUCAAGGUCGUCACCCUCGUGAACAACUUCAUCACCAACACGGUGUCGUUCCUCAACGUCUUCGCGACGUCCGCCGAGGAGAAGCUCUCCGGCGUCGCCCAGCGCAUCUCGGGCGUGGAGCUCACGCUCGCGCUGCUGGAGGCGAAGCUCAACAGCGUCCCCGGCGUCGCCGACGUCGCGCCCGUCGCGCCGCGGGAGGCGCCCGCGGCCGCGGCCCCGGCGGAGCCGCCGUCGGACGCGCUCGACGACGGCCUCGUCGACGCCAAGGACCACCCGGAUUACGCGAGCUUCUUCCGCCUCCAGCGGCUCGGCGUGCCCGAGCCGCAGAUCCGCAUGAAGAUGGUCGCCGAGGGCGUCGACCCGGACGUCAUCGCGGACCCGGAGCGGCGCGUGCCCGCGCCGCCGCCGGGCGGCGGCGACGACGAGGGCUAG